AUGCCUUCUCUAGUCGUUCCCAGGUUCAGAGCAUUGGAGCAGCGAAAGGGUGAUAUCAUUAAUGCGAUGCAACUUUCUGGUGCCUCUCUAACACCCGACACUUUGUACUACCCGCACUUUUCUCGUGGAGCAUAUUUGGCAUCAAACCUCGAAGAAAACAUCAAUCCCUCGACCUACGGCAUUGCUUAUAAUUAUUUCCCUUUUCCUUUCAGCGGCCUUUCGGCGUACGCGAAGCCCCAGCCUUACGCUAUGGAGCCCUUAUCUCGGGAAGAACUGGAACGGUUCCAGAAGCUCUCAAAUGAUUACGAAGCCGAAGUACCGGGCCCAUUGGUAUCGCCAAAACGGUCGAGUCAAGUCAUAUCGGCCGAGUAUAUGAACGCGGACCCUACCUAUGUUACAAAGACUAAUGCUCUUGCCUUGACACAUCCCUUUACGCGGACCAUGAAAGGAGAUGGAAAUUGUGGAUGGCGAGCGGUUGCUUUCGGAUAUUUCGAGAACUUGUUCACGCUCCGCGACACGUUAAAAGUCCAGCAAGAGCUGGCUCGGAUCAAGUCCAUGAACAGGUUUCUCGAUCAAGUAGGCCAUCAAGAAUACCUAUACGAGACCUUCGUUGAUGCCACCGAAGAGACCUUCGGCCAAGUAAUCGACGCGAUACAGAAGAACGUCCCCAACGAGACUUUCUUGGAGGACAUCUUCAACGAUUUCAGCCAAUCUAUGUCUAUAAUUACACAUUUCAGACUCCUUACCGGCGCUUGGAUGAAACUCAAUCAUGUUCGUUAUCAGGCUUUCCUAUCCACCCCUGUUGACCAAUAUUGCACCACGCGAAUUGAGCCGGCCAAGACGGAGAUCGACGAGGUUGGUCUCCAAGCGUUGGUAGAUGGUGUCAUUGAAGAAUCCGGAUUGGCAGUUGAAAUUCUUUAUCUCGACCGAAGUCAGGGCGAUGCAGUCACUCCACAUCUUUUAUCCCCCAACCAAGAGAGUAUCGCGAGCAUCAGACUUCUGUACCGCCCUGGCCAUUAUGAUCUUUUGUACUCGGCGGAACCCACUGUUCAUAUGACGCCCAUAGUCAAUUAUCAAUAUGGGAUGACAACAAAUUUCAGUCCAUGGGACGAUGGUGCGCUGUCAUUCGACGCCAAUCCCCAUUUGAUGUCCAUUCCCGGCCUCAUGAUGGACCCAUCUACAUUUGGUUCCGUCUCCAGUCCCCUGAUGCCGACACCUCCACAGCCCCCUACUUUCAUGCCGUCUCCCUCGCAGCACGAUUACUAUUCUCCUUCGAUUAGCCCUCCAGUGCCGUCUACUGUCUCAUCCCCCGCCCCUUCGACUCUACCGCUCAGUCCGCCGACAACGAAAUCGUCCGACGGCCCGCAAAUCCGGCUAAAUCCGUUGGUGAUGAAGCCCAAUCUUAGCCAUUCACUUCCGGUUACUACACCAUUCAAAAAGAUCGAGCUCGAUGUUUCGGCACGUCUUCGACGCGCCAUUCUGGACAACGAUGUCUUGCUGGUCAAGCGUCUCAUAAAAAAUAAUCCGUCUUGUCUCGAGAACCCGGACUUCGAAGACCGGAGUAAUACUUCCUUGCAUUUAGCGGCGGUUAAGGGGCAUUUGUAUAUAUUGAAACUUUUGUUAUCGCUUGGCCAUGAUUCCUGCACGCCCAACAUUGACCGUACCGGCUAUGAUUCGGCCCCGGGCGUCAGUCUCAACGUCGAUUCCUCGACAGCUCUCCAUCUCGCCGCUGCCCACUCCCAUCCCGACUGCGUCGAUCUGCUCUGUCGAGCAUUGCCACACAUCAUAGACUGGAAGGAUAAAGAAGGCAAAACCGCUCUUAUGCUUGCCGCGCAGAGCUCGAAUCCCAGUUAUGUUCCAGUAAACAGUACCUGCCAUGUGCCGUUUUCUGGCCGACCUCGCGCGGUUUCGGCAGCCUCGGUAAUGGCCUCCGAGGAUAUCACUGCUAUCACCAGCCUGCUCGCCCACGGCGCUUCACUCACCGCGACCGACCACUUGGGUAACACAGCUCUGCAUCAUGCGUCUGCCUGGGGCAAUUUGAAAGCGGUCCGCGCUCUCCUCGCGGCUGGCGCACCACCUCUGGCGCUCAACAAAGCUAACCAUACCCCUCUCGACUACUCCAUCACGAAGCAAGCAGCCCAGUAUUUCCAGGGCAUUGUCAGUGACUUGGAGAGUUGGAAAGCGGGCGACAGGCCAACACAGGAUCAGCAGUUACAAUCGCAACAGCCAAAGGCUUUGAAACUCAAUACCGCAGCGGCGCGGACAAUCGUAACGCCGCCCCAUGACGCCGGCACUCGAAAAUUGGGAUCGCCCAUGUCGUCGCCGGUCAAGAGUCGAAAUCAGGAGCAGCAGCAGCACACCAUCAUCAAUACGUCGCCUGUGAAGACGAAUUUCGGCGGCCUCAGGCUCGUGAUUGAUACCGAGAGCGCGGAACUUGCGGAUCUUGACGAUGUGCCUCCGACGGCGAAAAGGAUUGAGCGGUCGCCUGUUGAGGAGCCGAGAGUGACGGGCGAAUGGCGGGGCUCCAUGCGAUCACCCCCAGCAUCCGGCCGUCAGUACUGCUCUCCUCCCCUCUCCUCUCCGCUUCUUCAAAACUCCAUCUGUUAUUCUGCACUUCCUGUCUUGUUCCUCCAUGGAUUCGACAUUGCACCGUUCCCGCCUGCUGCAGCUGCUCCUGUGAACUCGAAACCACCAAUGGGUUCAUUCACCGGUUAUGUGAUCGUCUACGUUCUCGGCGGCGUUACAUUCAUACCUCUUGCCAUCGCCCUGUUGGUUCUCCAUGCAUAUCUCACGCUCAAACCGCCCGUGCAGCAAGACGAGUCUUCCUCUUCUGCUGCUAGUAUAUCCGCUACCGUCCGCGAUAACAACAACAGCAGCACCAAAAAUGGGGUCCUUGGCGGAUCGCCGUAUGAUGUCAACAACAACAACAACAGCAGGAAAUCAAGUCUACUUCAACCCAACGACGACCAAUACAGUCUGAAAAGCGGCACUGAUGUUCUCGCCGAGAAAUUCCAGCGCACCCACGAAUCUGAUGUGGCAGCCGGGUUCUUUGCUGUUUGUCGUGACUAUGUUCCCGGCGGUGUGAAUGGGAAGCCGCCCGAAAGAACCACGCCGGCCGGCGAGGUCGUUGGUACUGAGAGUCCCAGUGUCUAUCAGAGCAUGUAUCGGAGCAUCUUUGAGCGGAGACAGCCUUCAGCGAGUAUUGAGCCGGCGAAUAACACCGGAAAGAAUUUCAAAAAGGCGCGGAAUGUGUUCUAUAUCGUUCUUAGACACGGCCAUUUGAUGCUCUACGACGACGAACAACAGAUCGAGGUCCGCCAUGUGAUCUCAUUGGCACACCAUGAUGUUAGUAUCUACGGCGGCGGGGAGGAUAUUCCAGAAGGGGAGCUCUAUGCCAAACGGAAUGCCAUAUGCCUGAGUCGAAGGGAGGAUUCAAUCGCCGAUCUACGAGGACUGACUCCGCCUUUCUAUCUGUUUUGUCAGAACCAAUCAGUCAAAGAGGACUUCUACCAUGCUCUACUGAAGAAUCAGGAGAAAAUACCCAACUCGCCCAACUCCCCGCCAUCACCGCAGCUUUAUAAUGUCAAAGAUAUCGUCAAACUUGUCCAGGAUCUCCACGCAUCCGAAGAACACCUGCAGACUCGUUGGAUCAAUGCGCUGAUCGGAAGGUGGUUCCUUGCGAUGUACAAGACACCCGAGAUGUACGAGUUUGUUCGCACAAAGAUAACCAAAAAGAUCUCGCGGGUUCCGAAGCCGAAUUUCAUCUCCCACAUUGCAUUGCAGAAGAUCGACAUGGGCCAGGGGGCGCCCUCUAUUACGAACCCACGGCUUAAAGACCUGACUGUUGACGGAGACUGCACUGUGGAAGCUGAUGUGAACUACAGCGGCAACAUCCGUAUUGAGAUCUCAGCAACUGCUCGAAUCGACCUCGGUCCUCGAAUUAAGGCUAGAGAAGUCAAUCUUAUUCUGGCCGUUGUUUUGAAGAAGUUGACUGGCCACGUACUGAUUCGCUUCAAACCACCUCCCAGCAACAGAAUUUGGUUCUGCUUCGCAAGCAAGCCUGACAUGACUAUGUCUAUCGAACCCGUUGUCAGCGCCAGACAAAUCACGUACGGAAUCAUCCUCCGAGCGAUCGAGAGUAGGAUCCGCGAAGUGGUCGAGGAGACCCUUGUGUUUCCUUACUGGGACGAUGUUCCAUUCUUAGACACAUCGUCCUUUGCGUUCCGUGGCGGUAUCUGGCAACGGGAAAUUCCCAAGAUUCCGGUUGGGGUAGAAAUUCCUGACGAACCGGAAGCUGAGAACGAGUCAGAAGAAACCGUUGCUAUUCCGGCCGAGGCAUUGAAGACAAAGGACGAACGCAGCUGGAGUACCCCUGAUUUUGUCAAAGGAAAUACCUCGUCACUCAGGUCCACUAAAAGCGUAAAGUCUACGCUCUCCGAUUCUCCAAUAAAUGAAGCUGCUGCUGCCUCCUCAUCGGUGGACAAGCGGAAUAACUCUUCGCCUCUAGAAGCUAUUCGCGCACGCACUUUUUCUAAUGUCGCAGAGCCCGUCAUCACAGCAGAUCACGGUAGAGCAGAUAAGACUGAGACCGAAUCUCCGAAGAGCGACAAGCGAAAUAGUAUGAAACGAGACGCCACGAGUUCAAUGAUUGAAAUCAAAACUCGGUCUCAAUCUAAUUCCAUUUCCAGCACGCCUUAUGGAUCACCGCCAAAGGAGAACUUUCUGGGAUCUACAUCGUUCCGAGACCAGGUAGUCAUGUCGUCUGCUACUGACACGUCAGCUAGCCGCGACAGUGGGAACUUUCAACGACCGGGUUCUUCCAACUCGGAGGCUAUGUCUAGCACCGUUUCUCUCACCUCAUCCAUAACAUCUAGCGAAGAGGCGGUCCGCAAAGGGAAAUUCGAGAGCAUCAAUAGAUCAUUCACACAGUCAGGAUCUUCUGACAAGCGGUCUACCACCACGGCGAUUGGCACGGCAACUGCAGCAGCAAAGAAAUGGGGUUGGAAUGUUUUGAAUAAGGCCGACCAACGCAGGCAACCUGGCGACAUGGGACCCAAACCGGGAACGCCAGAACAUCCCAUUGGACGCGGGCGUCCACUUCCACCUCCAGGAACACCGCUACCGCCACCACAGCGAAGCGGUUUCAUGACAGGUUCCAUCAGUAUGCCUAAGAGAAAACCCGUCCCCCCACUUCCUGGCCAACUGUCCGAUGAGAAAAGGGAAGAAAGAAGGCCGGUCCCGCCGCCACCCUUGCCGAAAAGAAAGAACGUUCCUAUUUACGAAACCAACAACUUGACUUUCACGGACGAUCUUCUGGUCGUCGAAGCACCGCCGGAUUCCGAACCCAAUAGUCCUGCAAUGGCGAUUCCGCCGCCGCUGCCGUCGAGGGUUGAAGCUGAUGUAGUGCUGCCGACCUCGUCAACCUCGGAGAUAACGAGCACACGGUCUCGGGAUGACGAAAAGCCAAGCGAGACUCAUUUUGAUCGUGAGGACGAAGGUGAUGAUCAUUCAGAUUCCGGCUUUGAGCGCAUCUCAGGCUCGUCUACGGAAGAUAUUCAUCAUUCAGCGUCGCUACAUCAACAUCCCUGCACUUCAUCCUUUGGUUUCUUUUGGCAUCGCACUGCACGUAUCUCAUCCUAUACUCCCAUCCGCCCGACUUGGAAGGCUGCCACGGCGGCGGCGGGUGUCGUUGGUACUCCAGACUCGACCGAAGCCGAUCUUGCGGUAAACAUCCGCAAAGCUACCAGUGUUGAGGAAACUGCGCCGAAAAGAAAACAUGUGCGGAGUUGCAUCGUUUACACCUGGGACCACAAGUCCUCCGUUGCGUUUUGGGCUGGCAUGAAAGUACAACCCAUCCUCGCAGAUGAAGUGCAGACGUUCAAAGCUCUUAUCACGAUCCACAAAGUCCUCCAGGAAGGCCAUCCGGUCGCCAUCCGCGAAGCUCAGAACCAUGCCAACUGGAUUGAUAGUUUGAUGAGAGGUGUGGGCGGGGAAGGUCUACGAGGCUACGGUCCGUUGAUCCAUGAUUAUGUUAUGUUUUUGGAAUCAAAGCUCCAUUUCCACCGCAAUCAUCCCGAAUUCAAUGGUCUUUUUGAGUAUGAGGAAUAUAUCAGUUUGAAGACGAUCAAUGAUCCGAAUGAGGGCUACGAAGCCAUUACAGAUCUUAUGAAUCUGCAGGACCAGAUCGACUCCUUCCAGAAACUUAUAUUUUCUCACUUCCAGCAUGGCACGAACAAUGAGUGCAGAAUAUCCGCCUUGGUGCCUUUGGUGCAGGAAAGUUACGGAAUCUACAAAUUCAUCACUAGCAUGCUGCGCGCGAUGCACACAACAACCGGUGAUGACGAGGCCCUCGAGCCCCUUCGCACGCGCUAUGAUGCGCAACACUACCGUCUCGUCCGAUUUUACUAUGAGUGCUCGAACUUGCGGUAUUUGACUAGUUUGAUCACCGUUCCUAAGCUCCCACAGGAUCCUCCAAGUCUCCUGUCUGAAGAAGAGGAACGACCGGCACUUCCGGCACGGCCAAGGAACGAGGUUGAACGAGAGCCCACACCACCUCCCAAACCCGCAGCGGCGGAACCAGAGCCUAUGAACGAGUUCUGGAAUAACGAAGCUAGGCGUCAGCAGGAAGAGUUUGAAGCAGAACAGCGACGGCUACAGCAGCAGUGGGAGGAGCAACAGCGCCAACAACUCCAAGCCCAGCAACAGGCACAGCGCGAUUUCGAGGAACAACAGAGACUACAAGCGGAGCAACAGCGACUUGCUCAAGAGGCGCUACUUCGCGACCAGUACGCGCAACAAACGCAAGGCCGCAUGGCCGAGUUGGAGCAGGAGAACCUCAAUGCUCGUGCACAGUACGAGCGCGAUCAACUCUUGCUGCAACAGUACGAUAAGCGAAUGAAGGAUCUGGAGGAGCAGCUAAACAACAUAAACGGCAAUUUCAACCUUCAGAUUACCUCAAAGGAUGACCAGAUCAAGGCGCUCCAGGAGCAGAUAAACACAUGGCGCUCCAAGUAUGAGUCUUUGGCCAAGCUGUAUUCGCAGCUUCGACAAGAACAUUUAGACCUGUUGCAAACCACCAAAGCAUUGAAAUUGAAGGCGGCGUCGGCCCAGGAAGCCAUCGACAAGCGCGAGAAGCUCGAACGGGAGAUGAAGACGAAGAACCUCGAGCUUGCGGACAUGAUCAGAGAGCGUGACCGUGCCUUGCACGACCGAGACCGCCUGACCGGUACCAACAGGGAAGAUACCGAGAAGCUGAAACGUGAGCUAAGGCUUGCUAUCGAGCGUGCAGAGAAUGCGGAGCGACAGAAGGGAUCUGAAAUUUCGUCGCUGCUGUCCAAGUAUAACCGUGAAAUGGCUGAUAUGGAGGAAUCGUUGCGCAACAAAACGCGUGCUUUAGAAGAGUACGCUUCCAAAGGUGGCGAGCUCAACGAAGACCACGAACUUGCGUUGCGCGAGAAAGAUGAGGAAAUUGAAGUGUACAAGUCUGGUAUGGAGCAGGCUCUCAUGGAGCUAGAAGAGUUGAGAUUGAACCAAGGAGAUGCAGACCACGCCUUGGAUUCUCAGAUCGACGAAGUCCUGCAUGGAACGGUGGCCAAGAUCAAUGAUAUUAUUGACUCUGUCUUACAAAGCGGUGUCCAGCGCGUGGAUGACGCCUUGUACGAGUUGGAGUCUUCGAUGCAGGCCGGUAAUCAAAAUGCAUCGCCGGCUUACGUGCUUUCUCAGGUGGAGAAAGCUUCUGCCUCGGCUACAGAGUUCUCUACUGCUUUCAACAAUUUUAUUGCGGAUGGCCCGAAUAGCUCCCACGCUGAGAUUAUCCGCACAGUGUCGGUUUUCUCUGGCUCCAUUGCCGACGUGCUGAGCAACACCAAGGGUCUGACGCGUUUCGCUACGGACGAUAAGAAUUCCGACCAGCUCAUCAAUGCUGCUCGCAAACCCGCACAGGCGACAAUCCGGUUCCUCCGCGGCUUGCAGUCAUUCCGCUUAGAGGGUCUCGAGGCACUACAAAAGACUGACGUGGUGAUCAAUAACAACUUGGAAGUACAACGCGAUCUCCAGACGCUGUCCAAAUUCGUCGACACAUUCGCUCCCAAGGGUAGCAAAAUUAGCACAUCCGGGGAUCUGGGUGACCUUGUGGACCAGGAACUUGAGAAGGCAGCGAAUGCAAUUGACGCAGCGGUCGAGCGCUUGGCCAGAUUGCGCAAGAAGCCCCGUGAUGGUUACACUACGUACGAGCUCCGUGUCAACGACACAAUCCUGGAGGCAGCACUGGCCAUUACCAGUGCGAUUGCGGAGCUCAUCAAAGCGGCGACUGAGUCCCAGCAAGAGAUUGUACGGGAAGGCCGCGGCAGCUCGUCACGGACAGCGUUCUACAAGAAGAACAACCGCUGGACAGAAGGGUUAAUCUCGGCGGCCAAAGCAGUGGCUACAUCGACAAACCGUCUUAUUGAAACGGCCGACGGUGUUAUUUCCGGCCGCAACUCUCCCGAACAACUCAUCGUGGCCAGUAACGACGUGGCUGCCAGCACGGCACAGCUGGUGGCUGCAUCGCGUGUCAAGGCGACAUUCAUGAGCAAGACGCAAGAGCGCCUCGAGACGGCCAGCAAAGCCGUGGGAGCUGCCUGCAGGAGCCUGGUCCGACAGGUGCAGGCUAUCAUUGCAGAGAAGAACAAGGAUGAGGGCGAGGCUGUUGAUUACUCGAAAUUGAGUGGCCAUGAAUUCAAAGUGCGCGAGAUGGAGCAGCAGGUUGAGAUUCUCCAACUCGAAAACGCACUCUCCCAGGCUCGCACGAGAUUGGGAGAAAUGCGCAAGAUUUCUUAUCAAGAAGAGUAG
Molecule: messenger RNA, 8829 nt
Organism: Talaromyces atroroseus
Lineage: Eukaryota; Fungi; Ascomycota; Eurotiomycetes; Eurotiales; Trichocomaceae
Exons: 23
Coding region: 1-8829 (2942 amino acids)
Biological process (GO): endocytosis; actin filament organization; clathrin coat assembly
Cellular component (GO): clathrin-coated vesicle; actin cortical patch
Molecular function (GO): clathrin-cargo adaptor activity; phosphatidylinositol-3,4-bisphosphate binding; clathrin light chain binding
Source: RefSeq, a predicted model, not a curated record